UGGGCUUCUACUGUCAGAGUGACGCUCCUGAAGGGGUGGAGUGAGAAAAAGUGAGGCAGGGAAGCAACUCGAUGUGUCUAUCUAUCAGUUGAGACGGUCUGAAAUGCCCUUACCAUAUCCAGAAUAAGCGACAUAUAUUCCAACGGAAAGAAGCGGUCUCGCGUUUCUCGCUGGAGUUUUCUGAAAAAGAGUGAUAAGUUGAUGUACAUUCUUCCGGAGCGUUGCCGAUUUGGGCUUUGUUUCCCCCCUCCAUGCUACGGCAGCCAACGUUAAGCGCCCUCACCGAGUCUACAUGGGAGUAAGGAGACCGGACCACAGAGGAGCUGUUGGCAAGGAAAUACAUUUCAGCGUGGUUUCUUUCACUGUGGAAGUUGAUAUUAUUGCUAUUUUCUCGGUGGUUUCACUCUUGAGGAAAAUCUGUUCCAACCUGUUUCCGUCGAACCGGGAUACUGCUGAUGGACGCGGGAGAGAAACCGUUUGUGACUGACUGUGCCGUAGUCCACAUCGUUAGAGCUAUAUUUAAACGGAGAGUACCGCUUAUCAUCAUGCAGUGACAUACCGAAUCUGUACACAUCAGAUGAAAAACCUACUGUGGAGAAUACGGUCGUUUUUUACCGUUUAAAUGUUGCCAACACAUAGGUUGAACUUUUUAGGUUACGUUUGAUAAGAUAAAAAAACAAGUUUGACCAAAAAAAAAUCGAGAAGUUGAAGACAAGAAGAAAAUACAACGUAUGGUGUGUCUGAACGCAACUGCUACAGAGGUUUCAUCUGUGUCUAUCUCCAUUAAUUCGCUUCUGCAUGAAAAGUCAAGCGGAAAGUCCUGACCAGAAGCAUGCCACGGAGAAAACAGCAAGCGCCAAGGCGGUCUUCAGUGUACAUGCCUGAGGAUGGAGUCAAGGCAGUCAACCCUGAUGAGGAGCACCUGCAGGAUGAUGGCCUCUCCUUGGACGGACAGGACACUGACUACCCCUGCACUGAGGAGGAGGAUGGCAGGGUCCAGCUGAGCUAUCAAAACUCCCCUCUCAGCAACGGCACCAACCCGGAUGCUGGGUAUGGCUCCCCACUCAGCGAUGCCAGCGAGCAGCUCGCUGACUUCAGGAGCACCUCCUCCAAAGAUGGCGGCCGAGACAAAGAGGCCGCAGAAGACAUGGAGGCCGAGGCAGGGCUCUCCCUGCAGGACAGUCUGGCCCAAAUGAAGGCCAUCUAUGCCAACCUGAUCUCGGACGCCUCCUGGUCCAGUAUCACUCAAGACAUCAUGAAAAAUGUGCAGAUGGCAGCUGGGGACAACAGCAACAGCAACAGUGUGGCCAGCAGCCUCAAAGAAAGCAGCAGUGUGGCUAAUAAUGUUAGCAACAGCAGCGCUAGUGCUAGCACUAGCACCAGCACCAUCAGCUGCAGUGCAACAAGCAACACAAACACUGACACCACUUACUCGACUGCGAGUGCCACCAUGAACAGCAACAGUGGCAACAUUACCAGCAGUGCUGCCGGAAGUAUUACCUAUGACUGGCACCAGGCAGCCCUGGCUAAGACCCUUCAGCAGAAUCCCUAUCACCUGCUGCCAGAGCCGAGCCUCUUCAGCACAGUGCAGCUCUACCGACAGAACAACAAACUCUUUGGGCCAGUGUUCACUGGCGCGAGCAAGUUCAGGUGCAAGGACUGCAGUGGGGCUUAUGACACACUAGUUGGGCUCACAGUGCACAUGAAUGAGACUGGGCACUACCGCGACAACAACAAAGAUAAAGAAGAAGACCAUGGGAAGAAAUGGUCCAAGCCAAGGAAGCGGUCUCUCAUGGAGAUGGAAGGCAAGGAGGAUGCACAGAAAGUGCUCAAGUGCAUGUACUGUGGCCAUUCAUUUGAGUCUCUGCAGGACCUGAGUGUCCACAUGAUCAAAACAAAACACUACCAGAAAGUGCCUCUUAAAGAACCAAUGCCUGCUCUUGCAACAAAGCUGAUACCCCCUACCAAAAAGCGAGCUUUUCAAGACCUGGUUUCACCCUGCUCACCUGACCCUGUUCCUAACACACCAGGCGUUCCUCUGGCAGAGAGCUCUAAAGACCAGAAGAUUGCCAACCCCUAUGUCACUCCCAAUAAUCGAUAUGGCUAUCAGAAUGGUGCCAGUUAUACCUGGCAGUUUGAGGCACGAAAGGCCCAAAUACUCAAAUGCAUGGAGUGUGGAAGCUCCCAUGAUACACUGCAGCAGCUAACAGCCCAUAUGAUGGUGACUGGGCACUUCCUGAAAGUCACCAACACAGCUUCAAAGAAGGGGAAGCAGCUUGUAUUCGAUCCUGUUGUUGAAGAAAAAAUUCAGUCUAUACCCCUUCCACCCACCACCACACGUCUACCAGCUCCCAAUAUCAAAUCACGACCUGAUUCACCCAAACAGUCUCCUACCACUGAGGAAAAGAGAGUCCAGUUUGAAGAGAAGACUGACAUGACAAAUGAGUCAGAGAAAAAAUCUGGACCAGAGAAAAAGAUCAAAGAGGAGAAAGAAGACGACCCCUCAGACAAGACAGAAAAGACAGAAAAGUCAGGACAUUUUAAGUAUCUCAGAGAGGAAGACCUUGACGACUCCCCCAGAGAGGGCCUGGAUAUCCUUAAAUCUCUGGAGAACACUGUAUCCUGUGCCAUCAAUAAGGCCCAAACAGGGGCACCCACAUGGGGAGGGUACCCAAGUAUUCAUGCUGCCUACCAACUCCAAGGUUCAAUGAAGUCAUCCAUCCCUACAGUACAGAGUGUUCAGAUUAAACCCACCUUCAAUGCCAACAGUUUAAAGUCACUAUCAUCAGACAUGAACAACCCAUUACAUUCUCCCUGCAGUCCAUCCCCACCUCUCAACCAUAAAAAUAAUGUGUUGGCCAUGGAGGAAUUGGUAGAGAAAGUUACAGGAAAAAUACCCCCAAAAAAGGAAAGGGAGAACAAGCCCUCAGAUCCAAAGGCAAAUAUAAGCUCAACAAAGUCAUCUCUGCAUGCAACCACAGAUAAGAAACCGGUCACCCCUUCUGAAGACUUCGCCAAACCAGUAAAGAAUGGAACGUCAGAGAAGAGGCAGGAACGUCCACCAAGUCGUGAGGAGAGUCGCAAGGAAACACAAGCCAGCAGCGUCAUCAAGAAUGGUGCAGAAGCAGCCAAACCACCAGUCAAAAAUGGCUGCAAUAGUAUGGGGAUAAUCACAGAUCAGUCUCCCGAACAGUCAUUCAUCAACCCUCUCAGUGCUCUGCAGUCCAUAAUGAACAGUCACUUAGGCAAGGCAUCCAAAGCAGUCAGUCCCCUACUUGACCCCCUAGCUAUGCUGUACAAGAUCAGCAACAACAUGGCGGAAAGUCCCAUUUACAACCCAACACAGGCUGAGCAAGUGGACCUCAACAACCACUAUUCUGACUGUGACGAUCAGCCCAUGGAUUUGACCAAGUCCAAGAGCAGCAAUGGGCACAACAGUAAUGGAACUUCCACAGUGAUAGCCAACAGCAACAACAAUAACAACAACAACUUUAAAAGUCACAGCAACAGCAUCAUCAGAAACAACAGCCAGCCCAUGAUCACUGAUCUGAUCAGUGAGGUUUCUUCCCCAUUGCGGGAAAAUGCCCUAAUGGACAUCUCAGACAUGGUGAAGAACCUUUCGGGCCGGAUAACACCAAAGUCCUCCACACCGUCCUCCAUUUCAGAGAAGUCGGAUGUGGACGUCAGUGCUUUCGAAGACACUCUGGAGGAGCUGACCCCGAUUCAGAAACGAAAAGGCAGACAGUCCAACUGGAACCCCCAACACCUGCUCAUCCUCCAGGCCCAGUUUGCUUCCAGUCUCCGGGAGACGUCCGACGGGAAGUUCAUAAUCACAGACCUGGGGCCUCAGGAGCGAGUCCACAUCUGUAAGUUCACAGGACUCUCCAUGACUACCAUCUCACACUGGCUGGCCAACGUCAAGUACCAGCUCAGGCGCUCGGGCAGCACCAAGUUCUUGAAGAACAUUGACUCGGGCCAUCCCUUGUUUCUGUGCAGUGACUGUGCGUCGCAGUUCAGAACUCCUUCCGCCUACAUCAGCCACUUGGAGUCCCACUUAGGUUUCAGCUUGAAGGACCUUUCCAAGCUGUCUUUAGACAUCAUGAGGGAGGAGCAGGCAGUCGCAAAAAUCAUCACAGACAAGACUUUCAGUGCACUCGGUUUAUCCGAGGAGGACACAAAUGGCGUUUUCCAGUGCAAACUGUGCAAUCGGACCUUUGUCAGCAAGCAUGCAGUCAAACUGCACCUGAGCAAAACACAUGGCAAAUCUCCAGAGGACCAUCUAAUCUUUGUUACAGAACUUGAGAAGUUAGAGAAGGCUUGAAUAAGCAGAAGGACUGACCAUAAAGAAUCAUUGCACUAAAAUAUAAUAAAGCACUGCGACUAGAGUGAGUUUUUGAAUAAGUCAGGCGUGUAUUCUGAAAACUGCCUAACUGGACCUCUAUUUUCUUUAUUUCCUUUUUUUCUAUUCUAUUUAAAUAGUGUCUCAAUGACAUGCAUGGUGUUUUACGUCCUCUGUGAAUACCAGUUGACCCUUUUAAGUUUAAUUUUAACUCCUUCUGCUGUUGCAGAACUAGGAGAAAUUGUGUUUCAGUCCACAGGAAUUUGGGAGGGAAAAUUCAAGGAAAUUUGAAAAUUCACUGACACUUAGAAGUCAUUUGGAAAUAAGCCAAAACCCCUUGAAUGAAAAUGCAUAGCAGAAAUCUGUGGAAGAAUGUCCGACCUUUUGUGAAGAAAUGUGAUAUGGUGAAAUCAGUUUGUGAUCUUAUAUUGUUCUCGUGUGAUGGAAAAAGUAACUAUUGGCUUAAGAAUACCUGACACAACGUAUAUGCAUUAAUUAUUAAUACAUAAAGGAGCAAAAGUGUCAAACAUUAUACAGUUAUCUGUAAUUUGACAUGGUUGCUUUUUGUCAACAAUAGUGAAUUCAUUUUUAAAAAUCUGUUUUUACUAUCGUUGUUAAAUAUCAUUUUGUAGUAAUUUGAAAUAUAUGGUACAAGUUCUAUUCUUCAUGCAGUGUGCCGCUUUCAUUCAAAACCUCAGCAUACAUGUAUAUUUAAAUGAUCAACAGAAAUUGUACAUUUUCAUCGUCAUAUCUUACCAUUUGCAACAUGGGGAGCUCCAUAUAAUUUGUAUGGUGUGAAUUAUUUUAUAUUGUCAAUUUAUAUAAAAAAUAAAUUCAAAUUAAAUAUGUACAUAGAUAUAUACAGUAUAUACAGAACCACAUUUGUUUGUAUUCUCUUGAAGUUCAUCAACUGACUUGGUUUCAAAACAUAAAUUCUAUCACUCAGAAAGUGCAUCUUUUUUGAUGCGUCAUGAUGGUUUUUAAAAAAGCAAUGCACAUUACAGUAUCUAAACAAUGUUUUACCAUGGAAUCAUGAAAGGUCUUAUUGACUGAAAAAAAUCUUUGUUUGUCUUUUCAACUGUAAAAUAAAACAUAUUGCAGGUCACAA
This is a messenger RNA of Alosa alosa (allis shad), 5447 nucleotides long. RefSeq names its product teashirt zinc finger homeobox 1 (gene tshz1). Gene Ontology annotation, molecular function: DNA binding; DNA-binding transcription factor activity, RNA polymerase II-specific. The transcript has 3 exons. The record is from RefSeq and is a predicted model, not a curated record. The coding region runs from base 833 to 4321 and encodes 1162 amino acids. Gene Ontology annotation, cellular component: nucleus. Gene Ontology annotation, biological process: regulation of transcription by RNA polymerase II. Lineage: Eukaryota; Metazoa; Chordata; Actinopteri; Clupeiformes; Clupeidae.